AUUAUAAUUUCUCGAGAUGUGUGUAAAAAUGGAAAAAGACAUGUGAAAUUAAAAAUUGCAGUAAAAGGAUAUUGUAAUGAAAGUAUAGGUAGUACGGGUUUUGAACAAACCUUACCUGUAAAAAAUCAUACACCUAUCAAAAAACACAAAAGGUGUGGUAAAGAACCGUCAUGGGUAUUCAAAGAAGGACACUUUGUCAAGCCCAAAGAUCCUAAAAAAA
This is a messenger RNA of Dentiscutata erythropus, 220 nucleotides long. Lineage: Eukaryota; Fungi; Glomeromycota; Glomeromycetes; Diversisporales; Gigasporaceae. The record is from the annotation of a GenBank genome assembly.